CAUUGCUCUGACGUGUUGUGUUGCGAUGUGUUGUGAUGCAUUAUGAUGUGACGGGUUGUAAACAGAUUGUUCUGAUGCAUCAUAUUAGGUCUGACCAAUGUCAGACGUUAAUAUUUUAUAUUUAAUUGAUGCAGUGACAGUAUAGCGGUGUGUUGUUUGCGUUUGUUCACCAUGAAUUCAAGCUCAUCAGAUGAAUUUGAUGAAGAAAUUGAAGAAUGUGCUGUUGCUAUUAUUUGUUCUACAAAACCUAAGAAAAAAAAAAAGUUGGAUUCACGAAAUAAACGAAAAUAGAGAAUCAUUUGGCGAAUAUCAUACUUUAGUGAAUCUACUUAUUAAAGAUGCAAAUCGCUUCCAUAUGUACUUUAGGAUGUCCAGGGAUCAAUUUGAAAGUUUACAUGGAAAAAUUGAAGAAAGAAUAAAAAAAAUUGAUACCACUUUUCGAAGAGCGAUCUGUACAAGAGAAAGAUUAGCUGUAUUUUUAAGGUAAAUAACUUUUAUUUCUAAAUAAGUAUCUACAGUAAUAUUUUACAUAAAUGGGGUAAAUCCGUGUUCAUACAGCGAUGGAGAGUAGGAAGUACUCGUACCAGAUUGUGGACAGCUGCUCUGAGUUGAUAAAUUAGUUGGAUUUCGCAAAGGAGUAAGUUGCACGUAGGAAGUACUCGUACCAGAUGAUGGACAGUUGUUGUAUUGAGUUGAUAAAUCAGUUGGACUAUGCAAAGGAGUGGAUUGCAGAGAUGAUGUUGACGUUGACUGAUUAUCUGUGGAGAUUGUCACCGAGACGGGAAGGCUUUUUGCAUCCAAAUUCCUGAUUUCUGCUUCAGAUACCAUUCGGCAAAACUCCAUUCUAAUAUAUGCCUGUUCCCUUUGUGAUUCUUAGCCACUGGCAAUUCAUUUCGAUCUCUUGGCUUCAGUUAUAAAAUGGGAUUUAGCACAGUUCGUGAAAUUAUCAAAGAAGUAGCAAAGGCCAUAAAGGAACUUCUAGCAUCAGAAUUUUUACCAAUACCCACAGAGCAACGAUGGGAAGAAAUAAGUGCAAGAUAUCAGUCUAUGUGGAACUUUCCUAACUGUAUAGGCGCUUUAGACGGAAAGCAUAUAAAUAUUCGCUGUCCUAUUAAUGGCGGAUCAAAUUAUUAUAACUACAAAGGUUGUAACUCAAUUGUUCUGCUGGCGCUGGUGGAUGCUAAUUACCGAUUCAUAGCGAUUGAUGUGGGCUCAUAUGGUCGCAACAGCGAUGGAGGAAUUUUUGCCAAGUCUUCUCUGGGAAUUUCGUUAGCUAAUAAUACACUGAAUCUUCCAGCUGAUAAGCCGCUUACACAAAACGGUGAAGCUUUACCUCAUGUUAUUGUGGGAGACGAAGCUUUCCCACUAAAAUCGUAUUUAUUACGCCCCUAUAGCCGGCGUUAUGUAGCAGGAAAUGAGCCAAAUAAAAUUUUUAACUAUAGGCUUUCGCGGGCUAGGAGAGUAGUGGAAAAUAGUUUUGGAAUUCUUGCAGCACGAUGGCGAAUUUUUCUUAAGCACAUGGAAAUACAACCAGAUUUUGUUGAUGACAUAGUAUAUGCCGCAAUUUGUCUUCAUAAUAUGUUAUGCUGCAAUAAUGAUUUUGAGCCAGAAGAAAUAUAUCGUAACACCCUCGAAUCGUGUUUUACAUUAGUGCCACCCUUGGGUCAAAAUUCUACUCAAGAUGCUUUUCGCGUUCGGGACAAAUUUAGAGAUUAUUUUCUAUCAGAUAUUGGUAGUGUACCAUGGCAAUUAGAAACUGUACGACGUGGACGUAACGUAAUAAUAAAUUUAAAAAAAUACAGUACCUAUGUAACUAUGUAUGUAUAUAAAAAUAAAUAAAAUAAAUUAAAAUAAGCUUA
Molecule: messenger RNA, 1859 nt
Organism: Anthonomus grandis grandis
Lineage: Eukaryota; Metazoa; Arthropoda; Insecta; Coleoptera; Curculionidae
Exons: 2
Coding region: 919-1839 (306 amino acids)
Source: RefSeq, a predicted model, not a curated record